Messenger RNA from Lottia gigantea (owl limpet), 1413 nucleotides. RefSeq lists its product as hypothetical. NCBI's taxonomy places the organism in Eukaryota, Metazoa, Mollusca, Gastropoda, Lottiidae. Bases 1 to 1413 code for a protein of 470 amino acids. The transcript has 12 exons. Gene Ontology annotation, molecular function: metalloendopeptidase activity; zinc ion binding. The record is from RefSeq and is a predicted model, not a curated record. Gene Ontology annotation, biological process: proteolysis.
AUGGCUUGGAGAAUAGUAACAAUCAUUUUGAACAUGUUGAUUGUAGGAAUUUGCUGUUUAGAAGAACCAGAAGGAGAUAUAAGUAUUGAUGAAAUAAUUCGAAAUGCUUCAACGGGCAGUGUCAUUGACAACAGAAAUGGCGAUGUCAUAGUAGAAUAUGACUUAGUAUUGAGUUUAGAUGAGUAUGAAGCACAUUACGGAAAUAUAAACUACAAGGAUAAUACUAUCAUCAGUCCACGGAAAGCUGUAAAAUCUGAUCAUGGUGGCUUAUUGUGGCCAAAUGGCGUCAUUCCUUACGAAAUAGCAUCUAACACAUUUAGCUAUCAACAACGAUCCUAUAUAGAAUACGCUAUAGCAGAUUGGGAGAGAUAUACUUGUCUACAUUUUAGAAAAGCUAACUAUAACGAUAAGAGAAAAGUUGUUUUUUCCAAUGGUAACGGAUGUUGGUCGAACAUUGGUAUGACAAGAAAUUACGGUCCACAGUACGUUUAUUUAGCACCAAAUUGUCGAUACAAAUCUAUCAUCCUACACGAAAUCGGUCAUGCUUUGGGGUUUUUCCACGAACAUACCAGGCCCGAUCGUGAUGAUUUUGUUUACAUUCAAGAAGAGAAUGUAAUGUAUAAUCAACUUUACAACUUCCGUAAGAACACGUGGUAUGUAACCGACAGUCAUGGCGUUCCGUAUGAUUAUACCAGCAUCAUGCAUUACAGUGACACGGCGUUUUCGCGAAACGGUGCGUCAACAAUUGUUACCAAGAACAGAAACUACCAAUCGAGAAUAGGAAAAUAUCGUCAGCUUAGUUUUCGAGAUAUAAAAGCAGCCAACAAAAUGUACCAAUGCAAACCAAAUUGGUGUAAAUAUACUGAUUAUAACUGCCCUGGUGAGGGGUUUAUUGGUAAAGAUUGUAAAUGUUGGUGCGUUGGUACUCCUUAUAAACAAUGUGGUCUCAUUAACGUUUAUCCUCCGACAACAACAACCCUUCGUCCGACCACUACCACCGUUCGCCCAACAACAGCUGGAAACUGUGUGGACAAAUACUCUCUAUGUAACUACUGGAGUACAUUUGGUAGAUGUACCUCCUCACUUUUCGUAAAGAACAAUUGUAAAAAAUCCUGUAACAGUUGUAGUGUUACAACUCCUCCGCCCCCACCAGUUAUAAUCUGUGCAGACAGUGGUAAACAUUGUGAAUAUUGGUCUAACGCUGGUUUCUGUCAAAUUACUAAAUACAAAUGGUUCUUGAUUAAAAACUGUAUGCGAUCUUGUGGAUUGUGUAAUAGUCUAGCUCGUGAAGGAAAGUGUCAAGACAACGAUAUCGAAUGUCCGAAGUUGGCGUCCAAAGGAGACUGUGAAAAUAAUUCUGAAUAUAUGGAAGCCAGUUGCAGAAAGUCUUGUAAUAUGUGUAGUCCAAAUUGA